CCGGGCGGCGGCGGCGGCGGCGGCUGCGGGGGCGCGACGGCCGGGGCGAGGGCGCUGCGGCCGCGGGGGGCAGGCGGCGGGGGCGGCGGCCCGCACCAGCCAUGCCGAAUAAAAACAAGAAGGAGAAAGAACCGCCGAAAGUGAAGAGCGGCCGAGCCGGGAAGGACGGAGUGGACAUCGAGCCCGAGAUUUCCAGUAGGAAGGACAGCCUGGUUGCUUCCCAGUCGGCGGCGGCCAGUAAGAUCAAGGUGCCGGCCCCUGCGCCCCCCAUGGUGAAGAAGGACCGGCGCUCCAGCUCCUCCAGGUUCAACGCCAGCAGCAGCCGGGAGCUGCAGAAACUCCCGCCCCUGAAAGAUGUCCCUCCUGCUGAUCAAGAGAAGCUUUUCAUCCAGAAACUCCGGCAAUGCUGCGUCCUCUUUGACUUUGUCUCUGACCCACUCAGUGACCUCAAGUGGAAGGAAGUGAAGCGAGCUGCCCUCAGUGAGAUGGUGGAGUACAUCACCCACAACCGGAAUGUCAUCACGGAGCCUAUUUACCCAGAAGUUGUCCAUAUGUUCGCAGUUAACAUGUUCCGGACGUUACCACCUUCCUCCAACCCCACGGGAGCCGAGUUCGACCCCGAGGAAGACGAGCCGACAUUAGAGGCAGCGUGGCCGCAUCUCCAGCUUGUUUAUGAAUUUUUCUUAAGAUUUUUAGAGUCUCCAGAUUUCCAGCCUAACAUAGCAAAGAAAUACAUCGACCAGAAGUUCGUCCUGCAGCUUUUAGAGCUCUUUGACAGUGAAGACCCUCGAGAGAGGGAUUUUCUCAAAACGACCCUCCACAGAAUCUAUGGGAAAUUCUUAGGCCUAAGAGCUUACAUCAGAAAACAGAUCAAUAAUAUAUUUUAUAGGUUUAUUUAUGAAACAGAGCAUCACAAUGGCAUAGCAGAGCUGCUGGAGAUCCUGGGGAGUAUAAUUAAUGGAUUUGCCUUACCACUGAAAGAAGAGCACAAGAUUUUCCUACUGAAGGUGUUACUGCCUCUGCACAAAGUGAAGUCCCUGAGCGUCUACCACCCGCAGCUGGCGUACUGCGUGGUACAGUUUCUGGAAAAGGACAGCACCCUCACCGAGCCGGUGGUGAUGGCACUUCUCAAAUACUGGCCAAAGACCCACAGCCCGAAGGAAGUCAUGUUCCUGAACGAGCUGGAGGAGAUCCUGGACGUCAUCGAGCCGUCGGAGUUCGUGAAGAUCAUGGAGCCGCUCUUCCGGCAGCUGGCCAAGUGCGUCUCCAGCCCCCACUUCCAGGUGGCGGAGCGCGCGCUGUACUACUGGAACAACGAGUACAUCAUGAGCCUCAUCAGCGACAAUGCCGCCAAGAUCCUGCCCAUCAUGUUCCCGUCCCUGUACCGCAACUCGAAGACCCACUGGAACAAGACGAUACACGGCCUGAUCUACAACGCGCUGAAGCUCUUCAUGGAGAUGAACCAGAAGCUCUUCGACGACUGCACUCAGCAGUUCAAGGCGGAGAAGCUGAAAGAGAAGCUAAAAAUGAAAGAGCGAGAAGAAGCGUGGGUUAAGAUAGAAAACCUAGCCAAAGCGAACCCCCAGUACACAGUGUAUAGCCAAGCCAGUACCAUGAGCAUGCCGGUGGCCAUGGAGACAGACGGGUCUUUAUUUGAAGAUGUGCAGAUGCUGAGAAAGACAGUGAACGAGGAGGCUCGCCAGGCCCAGAAAGACCCGCGGAAGGAGCGGCCUCUGGUGCGCCGCAAGUCGGAGCUGCCCCAGGACCUCCACACCAAGAAGGCCUUGGCGGCCCACUGCAGAGCGGACGAGCUGCUGGCCCAGGACGGGCGCUAGCCCGGGCGCGGCGGGCGGGCUGCGGCGCUGGUCGGGAUUCUGUAGAAAUACAUCCUUUUUGUGCCAUAACAAUCAGUCACACUCCAAGUCACAGCUUUGCGCGACCCUGGUCCUGGGCAGCCACGUGCUUCCGCCUCAGCCGAGGGCAGGGGUUCCCACAGUGGCCCGCCGGGCCCUGCGGGGACUGGCCCCCCGAGAUGGUUCCGGGCAAAGGGACACUCGCUGGCUCGCAGCCUCAGCCCCGGAGACGGGGCCCGCGGUCUGCCCUUUGCUCCUGUAGCCCGCCGAUGUGGGCCCAGGCGUUGGCCAGCCUAGGGGCUGCAGGGGAGAGCGUCGGGGGCCCCGGGCACUGCUUCCUCGGGGUGGGGGGGCUUCGCUCCAGGCUCCCAUCCGUGCCACGUCCGCUGCUUCUCUGUAGCCCUCAAGCCAUAGUUCCGCGUGUGGAACAGCACCCGGGUUCCCAGUGUCAGCUCGCAGGAGAAGCGUCUUCUUAGAAGAAUUGGGAUUUUAAAAUUAUGUGUUCACUUUUUUUCCUUUUUUUUGCAUUUGUUUUCUCUCCCUGCACGGCCCUGGCACACAGGGUUCCUGGGCGAGUGGACCAAGCGUCUCUGGGAACUGCACGUUCUCCAAAGUCAGGUCGCGCCCAUUCCGAGUGGCCUGUACCUGGCCGCCCCUUCGUGCUGCACUGGCUCUGAGCUUCUGGAGGUGGGGGCGGGGAGGACGCUGCUCCCAGUCUCUCCCUCGCGGCUGGUUCCUGACGAGCAGCCUGAGGAGAAACCCUCUCCCCAGGCCCGUAUCGGCCUCUCCCUCUCAGGGUGCCCGGGACUUCCCCCUUCCUGAUGCUGCUUAGAAGCUCUUUCCCUGCGCUGCUGUUCGAAACAGGUGAUGCUAGUUUCUUCUGUCUCCAGCCUAAGAUUCUGUAACGUCACGUCACGUGUUUUCGUGCAUAAAAGGCCCAGCAGGCCCGUGUCCCGGGGCCUCGGGUGCAUGGCGCACGCAUGGCGCCCCUCCACCCCACAGCCCUGCUCACCACCUGAUCUCCUGGGGGAACGGUGGGGCGCCCAGGGCUGCCCAGCUGCCGGUGGGGAAGCAACACGUCCUGGACACUUGACAAGUCCCUGCCCCUCACCGUGAUAAAACGUCUCACUGCAAAAGUCCAGAUGCCUCCUCCCUUGGAGGGCACUCGGGUGCUUUUCAUCAUGCGAAGCAGCGUCUCACAUAUUUUAACCGACCAUUGUUUGAACUUAAUCUUUAGCUGACUGAUUCCACCUGUCCCGGGCUGGGGGUUGUCAGAUCGGGGUGGGGGAGGUUCUGGAAGAAUCUCUCUGCCCACGGGAGAAAGCAGCAGGGCACCACGUGGUGGGCGGUGUUGGAGUUGACACAGUAGAUCCUCUUUCCUGUCGACGUUUUAUUUCUGCUCGUGAGGAAAGACAGACAUUCACCAAGAAGGGAGACCGUUCAGAGCGAAGCUUCACCUCCUUUGACCAGAGCAUUCUUUCAUGCUUUCCUAUUAGGACACAGAGCCCCGUGGCGAUUGUCCCCUAGUAACCGCACUGACACGCCCCCUCCUCCGCGCCAGGCGGGUUUUCAAAGCACCACACUGACAGUCCCCUGGGCCCGGCCCUCCCGCAGCCCCGCGCGGCAUCCGACGAGCUGCCGGCCGGAAGGGCCCCGGCAUUCUAGUGCGACUGAGUCCGGCUUUUCCUAUUGUACAGACAUUGUAUCUUUGUUUAUGGUAAGAAGUAAUAAAAAUGUAGACUUCAUAUUUUGUACAAAAUGUCCUAUGUACAGAAUUUAAGAAAAAAAAAGUUCAUAGAAACAGCAAACAUAGGUAAGUGGCACAAUUAUUUUUCUUUAGGAGAUAACUGUAACUUUAUGCUUAGUGAGAUGUUAAGGACCCACAUAUUUUUUAACAUUUUGUAAUUGAGAACUUUGGUUUCGACAUUGUUUAUGAAGGGAAACGUCAUCCACUUGCCAUUUAUUAUGCUCUUUUAUCUAAUUUUAAAGAAACUCUACAAAUGGUGUAUUAUAUGGACUAAAUAAAGAACAUGUGAAUUUUA
This is a messenger RNA of Sorex araneus (European shrew), 3895 nucleotides long. It is a transcript of the gene PPP2R5C, whose product is annotated as protein phosphatase 2 regulatory subunit B'gamma. Gene Ontology annotation, molecular function: protein phosphatase activator activity. The transcript is spliced from 16 exons. The record is from RefSeq and is a predicted model, not a curated record. Gene Ontology annotation, biological process: signal transduction; protein dephosphorylation. NCBI's taxonomy places the organism in Eukaryota, Metazoa, Chordata, Mammalia, Eulipotyphla, Soricidae. Gene Ontology annotation, cellular component: cytosol; nucleus; protein phosphatase type 2A complex. The coding region runs from base 102 to 1835 and encodes 577 amino acids.